UCGACACAGUACCUACACGUUUUUUGAUUAUGUCGACUAAUCAGCCAAACAUAAGGCGAUUAAACUAAAUAACAAUUGAAAAUGACCGAGGAUCAAGAUGCCAAGGAUUCGCAGUCAGACUCUGGCAUCAAGACUUUUUCCGCCAGGAACAAGGAUAAGAAAAUCAAAGCCCAACGGCCUCUGACCAAACUUAUACUGCGGCGGCUACCUCCAACUAUGACAGAAGAAGCUUUCUUGGAGCAAGUCUCACCUAUCCCAGAGCAUGAUCACUUUUAUUUUGCAAAGCCAGAUCCAUCACUGGGACACAGUGUAUACUCGAGAGCGUAUAUUAAUUUUGUCAACGUCGAGGACAUUUAUCUCUUUAGAGAUAAAUUUGAUGGCUACAUUUUUCUUGAUGAAAAGGGAGUUGAAUAUGUUGGCAUAGUGGAAUAUGCUCCAUUCCAGAGAAUACCAAAAAAGAAGAAAAAGAAAGAUCCAAAAUGUGGUACUAUUGAGAGUGACCCAAUUUAUCAAGAAUUUCUAGAAAAUCUUAACAAGGAUCAAGAAACUGAAAAUCAACCGAAACUUGAAUAUUCUUAUCCUGUAAAUGAUGUGAAUGAUAAGAAGGUCCAGUCUACGCCAUUAUUAGAGUACCUAGCAGCGCGUAAACAAGAUAAGCGAGGACGCGAUGAACGCCGCAGGAGGGAAAAUGAUAAAAGAAAAAUGAGAAUUGAAAGGAAAACAAAAGAUAUGCCCAUAAAGAGACCUGGUGAUAUCUCUGAAGAUGAAACAUACAAGGAUAUUUGUGAUUAUAAUGAAAAUAAACAUAAAAAUUUUUGGUUUGGAGAACAAAGAAUAUACCAUAAAAGUAAAGCGAAAUGUACAUCAGACAUAACUGAGAUAAAAUAUCAGGGUUCAGAUGAGUUUAUUAGUACAGAUUCUGAUUGGGACACUCAGUUUCCUGCAUUAUCUAUGAAAACUCAUAAUACAUUUACUCUAAUUUCUGGUAAAAUUUGUGAUAAUGAAGAAAUAAAUCAAGAAGGUAGUAAAAAGAGUGCUGGUGAUACAUGUUUGAAGGAAGAAGAAACUGCAGAUAGUGAAGUCAAGAAGAUCAAGUCAAGAGAUUGGGAGAAAGAAAAAUUAAUUGAUAUUAAAGAAGAUACAAGAUCAGAAAGUAAAGAUGGAACUGUAUUUGAAUCCAAAACAUACAGGGACCAGCGUAAAGCUAAUCUUCUCAAUGAUAAAAAGAAACGUAUAGAUAAUGAUAAAAAGGAGAACAUUAGUAAAGAUGACGAUCAAGGUGAGGAUUCUGAUAAAGGGUUCAUGAAAGAAAAACGUGAUAAAUUUAAAGAGUCACCUCGUGAACUUAAGAGUAAAAAGUAUAGUGACACAAGGAAAGACAGAAUUAAACAGAAUGAUUUUGUAAAAUCUGAAAAACAGUCAGUAAUAAGUAAAAUCAUAUCAUCAGAAGGUAAAUCUAAAGUUCUUAAUCAUGAUAUCAAACCUUUCACACAGUUGCCACAGGUAAAAACUGAUGACCUGGCUAAGAUUAUUGAUGGUAUGGAUCGAAAAUUUAAAUUAAAUGAAACAGAUACCAAUGUGGAAAAAGAUUAUAACGAUUUAUUGGAUAGUAAUGCUAUUGGAUUAACAAAAGCGAGAAGAAGUAGUGUUGGAUCUAGUGAGAUUUCAAUUAAAGAGGAGUCUAUAUUGAAAAGGCAGAAGUCCCUUGAUGACCAUAGUAAGUCAAGUGAUAGGGAAGGCUCUGAGGAAAAAGACUUAAGUGAAAGUACAGAGCGUCGAAGUGAAAGGAGAAUAAGAAAUAAGGAUCGUCCAAGUCUCGUUAUUUACCAACCAGGCAUGGGAAAGUUCAGUAAACAGAGACUAGCAAAAGAAAAAGAACAGCCACCGACCACUGCGAAACCAAUAAAUGAUAGUGAAAAGAAAGACACCUGAAAUAACUGCCAAAAUACCCGAAAUUUGGACAACAUUCGACGGAAUCACCUGAAGCUGGCAUUCAUAAUAUGUCCUUGCAGAUGCUGUAGAAGAGGUCAUUUGAAUUUGCCAACUGAGGGAAACAAGUUCGCGUUUAUUAAAAGCUGUUGUUAUAUUGAUUUAAUUUACAUUCAGUGAUGAGAUUCAGAUUUUGUCGUUUAUUUCAAUCAACGUAGCAUUUACUGCGUCAACUUAAGCUUGUGACCAUUUAGUUCAGUUUAUUUUAUUUCAUUUAAAUAUAAUUCAUUUUUUUAAAUUUGGGA
Messenger RNA from Achroia grisella, 2234 nucleotides. It is a transcript of the gene Upf3, whose product is annotated as regulator of nonsense transcripts 3B. The coding region runs from base 82 to 1932 and encodes 616 amino acids. Gene Ontology annotation, biological process: positive regulation of translation; nuclear-transcribed mRNA catabolic process, nonsense-mediated decay. The transcript has 7 exons. Gene Ontology annotation, cellular component: nucleolus; cytoplasm. The record is from RefSeq and is a predicted model, not a curated record. Gene Ontology annotation, molecular function: mRNA binding. Lineage: Eukaryota; Metazoa; Arthropoda; Insecta; Lepidoptera; Pyralidae.